Messenger RNA from Amoebophrya sp. A120, 1393 nucleotides. Lineage: Eukaryota; Dinophyceae; Syndiniales; Amoebophryaceae. The record is from the annotation of a GenBank genome assembly.
UGUGUGACGAGUGCCAUGCGAGCGGGGCAAAGUCGGAAUUCGCACGGAUUGGCUGUGCGCAGUGCAGACAAGGCAAUCCGGAAGAUUCCGAUUUGCUACCGAUGCACAGAGGAGCCGGGUACGAAGACAUUGAGUUCGAGGAUGUUUCCUUCAACGCGGUGUUGAACAGUGCAGAAGCUCUCCAGAUAUCAGCGCUGCCAGGAUAAGAAUCGUCCAAGGACCUCCUACCUCGGCGGAUCUGCAUGAAGAUCCUGCACAAGAAGCUCCUGCACCGAUCAUGUUGCAUCAUUUGCAAGACAGGGCGGACCCGCACCACUCAAGACCUGACGCAGAUGAAACUCGUCUCCAUUGCCCCCGCUGGCGCGCGAGAAAGCCAGUCUCUAUUGCUGAAGUUGAUUCUUGGUUGAGUAAAUUUUUCCCUGCAAAAGAAAAUGACGAAAUCGAAAGCGGCGGAGAUUCUUUUCCAGGACCAGACGAGGACCCUGGUGCUAUCUUCACUACAUCUACAACUUCUACAGGAAUUGCAAGCGCGCCUACGAAUUCACUCCCACAGCUAGGAAGAGAUGAAAGCCAAGAUCUACUCCCUUUCCACAUUCAAGUAAUCAAACGCAGAGAACGCCGGUGGCAGCGAAUCGUGGAGCGCAUAGAAAAAUCGAAACGCAAGGCAAGGAAAGCUAUGGAAGAUCAGGCGGACGACAAAGUGUACUACUUAAGCAAUCGGAUGGUAAAGCCAUCGGAACUCCGAGCUGCACAGAGCUCGGGGUUGUUCUAUCGCCGGAUGUCUAUGGUGGACCGCGUUAUCGAUCAGGGAGCCCUGGAGACCGUGAAGUGGAUUCUGGGAAUUCUCGUUGCCAAUGCCAAACGAGUUUUGGCCGAUGAGCAAAGAGUCACGCGGCGGACUCGACGCGGGGCCGGUGUGGGAGCAUCGGCGGGAGCUGCGUCUUCAACAUCGUCGAACAGCGUACUACAACAUGGAGUUUCUGUUCCUGGCAACAUCUACUCUCCUGCACCCUCGACGCCUGUUGGCGUGGUUCCGUCACAGCUCCACCUCCCGGGAGCAGCAGGAGUCCCAAUUAUCCCCGGUGCCGCCCAGCAGUAUCAUUACAACAUCUUCAGCGGCCCUUCGUACUACAACGGUUUUCCGCACAAUUCGUCGUGGUAUCAGGAGCUACUGAUCGCAGAUCAGUCCGCGCAGCACAACGAACAAAUGCUGGUGGAGACGGUACAACUUCUAACAGGAGCAGGAAGCCAGCAGGGUGUGCUUAAUCCUCAAGACCACGCGCCCAGCAGCACAGCUGGUGUUGCACCACCACAUCAAAUGCAAAUUGGCCCGACUGCGAAGGCGAAACCCCAGGCCAAAGCAACUGCAACGGCAGCGCCUAGUACUAGUACC